GUUAGAAGGUUUUUGAGGGAUCGGGACUCACCCGAAGUUCAUCAUUUGAAAUUUAACUUGGUUGUCCUUUUCGUGAAAGAAUUAUUCUCAUGAUGCUGUGCAAUAAGUGGAUGGUGGUUUUUGUUCUGACUACAGUGCUUCGUGAGAAUUUGGCAGAGGGAGGAGUGGGGCUUAUGGAUAAUGUGCCUGGCGAAAUAUUCAAGUACAUCCGCGGGGGAGAUAUUCGAAUGGCGGAGAGGAUGAGGAUGAAAGUUUACAAAGGGGAAAGAAUCGAAUUUGCCUCAGUCGCAGAUAUUCCAAUAACAUCAGUUGAAGCAAUUUAUCAACAAAUAGACCACACGAUGCCCUUGGUCAUUUAUACUCAUGGUUUUCGUGAGCAUCCAUCGAACACGAGUAUUCGGACAGUUGUCGGAGCAUAUUUAGAGCGUGGAACAGACAAUAUAUUCCUUCUCGACUGGAGUCAACUGGCUUUCGAAAAUUACCUGAUUGUUAAACGGCGAGUCAGCGGUGUUGCAGAAGUACUAGCCAAGACCUUCGAUGCGCUCGUUGAUCUCGGCCUAAACCUCGAAACAUUCCACUUUGUGGGACACUCAUUAGGGGCACAAAUAGGUGGAUUCUUCGGGAAAUACACUAAAUAUUCCAUCCCCAGGAUAACAGGACUCGACCCUGCAAAUCCAGGAUUUUACUACACGGGAGCAAAACACAUUGAUGCGAACAGCGCAAGAUUUGUGGAUAUAAUUCAUACAGAUGGUGGGUUCUACGGGGCUCGGGAAGACACUGGUACUGUUGAUUUCUAUCCCAAUGGGGGAUCCAGGCCACAGCCUGGAUGUAACUUCCUGGGGGUGCCCGUCACGCCAUCAGAUUUGUGUAAUCAUUGGAGGUCGUGGCAAUAUUACUCGGAAACUGUUAAAUACGAAUAUGCGUUCCCUGCGACACAGUGUGCAUCAUUUUUUCAGUAUAAAUUAGGAGAAUGCGACGGAAAUCGGAAAGUCUUCUAUGGAUAUUCCGUUCCUAAUGAUGUACGAGGGAGCUACUACUUCGUGACGAAUUCAAAAGCUCCGUAUGGCAACAGCCUCGGAUACAUCAACUGGAACGCCUUGAACACUGUAUAAUCAAUGUAGGAUAGAGAAUCAAAGACUGGAAUUAAUACAAUUCUGCACAAAUUACCCAAUAUGUUUAUUAUAACUAUUUCGCUGAAAUGAAGCUGGACAUCAUAGUGACACCAAAAGUAAGGAAUGUAUUGCACAACUACUGAUAGAAUAUUUCUGUUUCCCAUGUCACCGGGAACAUUCACUGUGGUUGCAAUGCUCACUAUUACCGUUUUGUUGAAUCUUUUGAAUAUUCUGCAGCUCUGUUAGCAGUUGUUGGCUGUAAUUAGGAAAAAAUCACCUUUUUAUUCAUGUAUGUCUGUUAAAACGUUGACUAGGAGAUAUGAAUGAAACAAAAGAAUUAGAAUAAAUCAAUUUAAAAAAAUGGAGGA
This is a messenger RNA of Diachasma alloeum, 1480 nucleotides long. RefSeq names its product lipase member H-B. Gene Ontology annotation, molecular function: lipase activity. NCBI's taxonomy places the organism in Eukaryota, Metazoa, Arthropoda, Insecta, Hymenoptera, Braconidae. Gene Ontology annotation, biological process: lipid metabolic process. The transcript is spliced from 6 exons. The record is from RefSeq and is a predicted model, not a curated record. The coding region runs from base 90 to 1112 and encodes 340 amino acids.